Entelurus aequoreus (snake pipefish) is the source of this 5100-nucleotide messenger RNA. Its product is annotated as zinc finger protein 568-like. Gene Ontology annotation, cellular component: nucleus. The record is from RefSeq and is a predicted model, not a curated record. Bases 1318 to 2289 code for a protein of 323 amino acids. Lineage: Eukaryota; Metazoa; Chordata; Actinopteri; Syngnathiformes; Syngnathidae. The transcript is spliced from 2 exons.
GGGAAAUUAAAUAUUUUUUUGCAAACCAGUAAUUAUAGUCUGCAAAUUAUGUGUUGUUGAGUGUCGGUGCUGUCUAGAGCUCGGCAGAGUAACCGUGUAAUACUCUUCCAUAUCAGUAGGGGGCAGCAGGUAGCUAAUUGCUUUGUAGAUGUCGAAAACAGCGGGAGGCAGCGUGCAGGUAAUUAGGUAUCUAAUGCUUAAACCAAACAUAAAGAAAAGGUGAGUGACCCUAAGAAAAGGCAUUGAAGCUUAGGGAAGGCUAUGCAGAAGGAAACUAAAACUGUACUGGCUACAAAGUAAGCAAAAACAGAAUGCUGGACGACCGCCAAGACUUACUGUGGAGCAAAGAUGGCGUCCACAAUGCACAUUCGAACAUGACAUGACAAUCAACAAUGUCCCCACAAAGAAGGAUAAAAACAAUGGAAAUAUUCUUGAUUGCUAAAACAAAGUAGAUACGGGAAAUAUCGCUCAAAGGAAGACAUGAAACUGCAACAGGAAAAUACCAAAAAAGAAAAAGCCACCAAAAUAGGAGCGCAAGACAAGAACUAAAACACUACACACAGGAAAACAGCAAAAAAGUCCAAAUAAGUCAGGGUGUGAUGUGACAGGUGGUGACAGUGCACCUACUUGGAGACAAGAGCUAUAUUGAUGCAUGAUUGGUUAUGCUUUAAAGGCCUACUGAAACCCACUACUACCGACCACGCAGUCUGAUAGUUUACAUAUCAAUGAUGAAAUCUUAACAUUGCAACACAUGCCAAUACGGCCGGGUUAACUUAUAAAGUGCAAUUUUAAAUUCCCCGCUAAACUUCCGGUUGAAAACAUCUAUGUAUGAUGACGUAUGCGCGUGACAUCACGGAGUGAACGGAAGUAUUGGCACACCAUUGUGUCCCAAUACAAACAGCUCUGCUUUCAUAAAAAAAUUCCAAAUCUUUUGCAAUUUGUUCAAUUAACAAUGGCGACUGCAAAGAAGAAAGUUGUAGGUGGGAUCUGUGUAUUAGCGGCGGACUACAGCAACACAACCAGGAGGACUUUGAGAUGGAUAGCAGACGCGCUACCGUGAGUACAGCUUUGGCUUCCAAACAUUUGAUCGCUUGCCCGUACGAGCGUGGCGCUAUGUGCACGUCACGUACGUAACUUUGGGGAAAUAUAUGUUUCUUGCCGACUCUGAUGGCGGCCGGGGUGUCGUCGAAAGCUACAACGCCCGCCGCCGCACCGCUGUCCUCACCUUGACUUCCUCCGUCUCCGGGCCGGCGACCCCAUCAAUGAUCGGGUGAAGUCCUUCGUCGCGCUGUCGAUCUCUGGAAUGCAGACGUCACCAUGCAGGAGGAAAGUGUCCCAGCAGGUGAGCAGCAGUGCGCCAAGUGUGGAUCCAAACUCAGCCUACCUCCGACGGACGUACCUGGCAGCCCCUCCAGGUGUCCGUCCUGCCCAGACGACGCCGUCGUCGUUGUCAACGGUGAGCCGGCGCAGAAGAGCGCCCCCUCGGACCCUCUCGACUGCUCUGUGUGCGGCAAAACCUUCAUCUCUUCGGCCAACCUGACCAGUCACCUGGCCUCCCACAACAAGGAGAAGAGGUUCAGGUGCAACACCUGUGGGAAGUUCUUCUACCAGCCCUCCCACCUCCUGGCUCACGAGGCCAUCCACCGAGGCGACAGGCCCUUUAAAUGCCCGGAGUGCGGCAAGACGUUCGGCCGAGCGUCGCACCUGAAGACGCAUCAGCGGCUUCACACGGGCGAGAAGCCCUUCAAGUGUUCCUUCUGCAACAAGGCCUUCGCGCAGAAGGCGGGGCUGCUCUCGCACAUCCGCAUUCACACGGGCGAGCAGGUCUUCAAGUGCGACGUGUGCGGCGACACUUUCACCUCUCUGCCAUUGAUGCUCUCACACAAGAACGAGGAGGCCGCUCGGCUGGGGAGAGCACCGCCUGCACUGCCCGCGCCCGCGCCCGCUCGGGCCGCCGUCGCCGCCACCGCCGACGACAUCAAGUGCGGCCUCUGCUGCCGCACCUUCAUACACUCCUCCUACAUCCGACUGCGCGUACAUCUGCAGAAGGGGCUGCGGCCAUACCACUGCAAAGUGUGCAACAAGACCUUCGUCAAGAUGGAUACUUUCAUCAGCCACUGCGAGAAACACCUGAAGCAGAAAGGGGAGAAAAGCGAUGAAGAGAGCGUGGUCAAACCUCCCAUUUUCAUCCCUCUGUCCAAGCCGCCACCGCCGUCGUCGUCGGACGUUGCUCAGCCGUUGCCCUCCUCUGACGUCGCCACUCACUUCAAGGCCAAAUCCAAAAGCUAAGCAUGAUCAAGUAUGUCAAGCACACACAGCAUUUUUUGGGAUGUUUUAGUUAAAGCCCAAACAUUCGUACACAGCGUAGUCUGCAGAGUACUCUGCUACGCACACACCUAUUUCUCACAUCCACGCGACAUUGAUCCGCAUUUUGCCACCCUGGCAAAUCAUAGAAUUAAAAUCAGACUUUUUGAUUGCACAAACAUUCAAACAAAUCUUUGACACUAGCCUGGUGCGGCUAAUGACUGUGUUAGCUUUUUUAGUUCUUCAUUUCAACUCUGCAGAGACGACUGCCAAGAUAUCUCCAUGACGUCAUCCUAUAAUUUGCUGUGAUAUCAUUUUCUUUAAGAUAGAUAGUAGAUAGUACUUUAUUGAUUCCUUCCGGAGAGUUCCCUGAGGAAAAUUUUAAUUCCAGCGGCAGUGUACAGAAUUGAGAUCGAAUUUAAAAAGUAAAUAAUGGGGGUAUAAAUGGAAAUAAAAUAGAAAAUAUUGCAAUAAGAAUAAAAAUAAAAAGCAACAGUAAGAAUAAAAACAACAGUAAAAUAAGAAUAUAACAAGAGAAACAAGGCAGUAGUGACCAUGUUAUGAAAAAGUAUUGCACUGAUAUUGAUUUGCAUCCCCUGUCAUCCUAGCACCCCCCUCCCCCUAAAACGGCUCAUAUAUACAUACAUACAUUUAAAAACACAUCUGUUAUUAAUAAGUAUUAACAUAUUGUAUAUCAUUUUCCAUCCAUCCAUUUUCUACCGCUUGUCCCUUUUGGGGUCGCGGGGGGUGCUGAAGCAUAUCUUCAUUUUUCUCUGUUUUAAAUUGUUGCUGCUUAUUGUACAAUGUACUUUGUUGAGAAUUUUUCACGUGUCUCGAGACUUUUAGUGACUUUUUCCUAAUGAUAAACAACCAGCAAACAAAUCUAGCAUCUUUUUCCGGUGUUAUUUUAGACUGUACUUUUGUCCCUCGAUGUCCCCGACGAAAAGGGAGCCACAGCAAGCGUGACGUCACACUUUGCGCUGCUGCUCCAGUUGGACUUUCUUUCCUUAAAAGCCGCCCCUGUCCUCUUAAUAUUUGCACAUUUUGUAGAUCACUGUCGGUAGGUAUAUUUUGGAUAUAUUACGUAAAAACGUUACGUUCACAUCGCAUAUAUGCUGACGACACUCCAGACAUUUGCUUGCGUCUUGUUUACAUCAUCCGAUUUUCUGCAGCUGUUUUCGGUGAUCAGAGUCCUUUUUUUUCGGCGGCCACAUUUUUGGUGCAUCACUAGUCUUUAGUGUGCAAAUAAUAGGCUAUAUGUAUCCAUUCAUACUGUAACGCCCUGCUGGUGGAAAUGUUUUAUAUUAGUGUGGUUUCGAUUUAAUGUUCAUUGUUCCUGUGAUCGCAAACACGCCGUCCGUGCCUGUAAGGGGAUUGGCAGAGAAUAAGAGAAGCACAGAGAUGAAAGUGUGUGUAUCAAGCUGGUUGUUGGUAUAAGAUUGGCAAUAAUAGUUAAAAGUAGCGUCUAACUUUUGACUUCUUCUUACAGUACUUUAGUUGUUUUUACAUUAAAAAAAGAUUUGCCUUGGCGGUGCGCCACAAUCAGUUACUGUAAGGGAAACACUGCUGCAUACUGUACGGGGUCAUGGCUGUAGUGGCCCCGUAUAGAAUAUGUACGGUACAGUACAGUAUAUACUUAAGGUGUUAUUAGCGCCCGUUUCAAACUGUCAGAACUAUUCUCGAGGAAGCGACCCGUGCCAGCUGUGAAACCAUAUUGCUUUGUAUAAACAUUUCAAACAUGAAAGUAUUGUUUCUCUUUCAUGUCAUCCUGAGAGGUCCCUCAGUCACACAUUUCACAUUAAUAAAAAGGUUUGCUUACAAAAACUGCUUUAAAAACACAAGUAUUUUUCUCCAUUUCUUAUGCCUCAAAUAUACAUUUAUAUUUAGUUUUUUACUCUUUUAAAGGUCAGCAUUUUUAUGCCAUUGUUUCUGUUAAUUAAAAAUAAUUUCCAUGAAAUAUAUUUAAUGAAUAAUUUCUUAUUAUUAGUAGGCCAUGGGAUGGGUCAUUGAUUGGCAGCAACGUUGAUUUGCUCGCAUAUUUAAUCUUCUGUAAAAGAAUUAAACUCACAUUCAAGGUCCCAAAAUAUCAGCAUAACUGUUGUAAAGAUUGUACAGUAUGUGAAUAUUGUUGUCACUACUUUCAACAAGUCAAUCUUUCUGUUCUGAAUUUGACAUAGUAAAUGAAUAAAAUAUUGUAUUAUUAAAUCCAACAGCACUGUUCCAAACAUGAUUUUAGCCUGCUGUUUGUUUAUUUUGCACAGCUGAGUGAGUUUUUGAGAGCUGAUUGUUUUAAGAAGGUCUCAAUAUGCUUUUUUUCUGUCAUUUCCAGCUAAAAGACAAAAAUGACUUUUAAAAUAAGAGUAAGCUCAAUAUAUUUUGUAAGUCAUGUUUAAUUUUGCCCAAAGUAUAUACACUGCAUAAUAUACAAUAACUAUUAUUAUAGAAUAUAAAUACAUCUUUGUGAAGGUUGAUAUGAUUGUGAAGGUUGAUAUGAUUGUGUCCAGUACUCACCAGUAUUGUGUAAAUAUUGUCCAGAUGUACCUAUGAAAGACUUCUGAAACAAAAUAAACUUAAAUGCAAUUGAAUUCUGUGUAUUGCCCCCUUUUUUAACCUUUUAAAGGCCAGUACUUCUGCUGCACGUCUGUCUCAAAGGGUGAGUAGCUUCAUUUUAUUUUGUUACUUGGUUUAUAUACUGUACACUGUAUCUUCAUUUUCACUGUAAGCUCUGCUUCUUCCUACUCCUUUUCGAACAUGUUGAAAAGAGAAACUGGAAAUUGUGAUGUAUCAUGUUGUAUG